Molecule: messenger RNA, 905 nt
Organism: Raphanus sativus (radish)
Lineage: Eukaryota; Viridiplantae; Streptophyta; Magnoliopsida; Brassicales; Brassicaceae
Product: universal stress protein PHOS34
Exons: 4
Coding region: 160-648 (162 amino acids)
Source: RefSeq, a predicted model, not a curated record
CGCAUUCAUUCCUCUUCCAGUUGUACUUGUAUACGAACUCCUCCUCAUUUUUAAUUUAACGUGAUCUUUCUCUCUUUCUCUGCUACAAUUUGGAAACUUCUAGCUAAUUAAGGCUUCUUCUUUAAUUUGAAAGCAAGACCACAUUUUUAAUUUCUUCAUAUGGAUACCGGAGAGGAGAAACCUGUUGUGGUCGUCGGUAUCGACGAAAGCGAGCAGAGCACUUACGCCUUGGAGUGGGCCCUCGAUCGUUUCUUCGUUCCCUUCUCUCCUAAUUUUCCCUUUAAGCUCUUCAUCGUCCAUGCCAAACCUAACGCCGUCUCUGCCGUUGGUCUCGCUGGUCCCGGAACUGCGGAGGUUGUGCCUUAUGUUGAUUCCAAUUUGAAGCAUAUGGCUGCUAGGGUUAUCGAGAUGGCCAAAGGAAUCUGUCAGAGCAAAUCUGUUCAUGGCGCUAAAUUUGAAGUUUUUGAAGGUGAUGCAAGAAGUAUCCUGUGCGAUGUUGUGGAUAAACACCAUGCUUCUCUUCUUGUCGUGGGAAGCCACGGUUAUGGAGCUAUCAAGAGGGCGGUUCUGGGGAGCGUGAGCGACUACUGUGCGCAUCAUGCUCAUUGCUCGGUGAUGAUCGUGAAGAAGCCAAAGAUAAAGGGCUGAUGAUCACCUAACAACCCAAGCUGUUUAUCUCAGUCAAAUUAAGCUAAGGUCUCAUCUGCAUAGUCAAAUAAAAUGUGAAACGAUCCAAAGACAAAAUCAUGUAUCAUUUAUAUAUCAUCUUCUACAUUUUGUACGUAUGUGCGUGACAUCAAAUAUUUGUGUGUAAAAUUGUUUUAUUGCAUGGCAUGUACUCUUGAAUCCAUUAAACUAUUUUUCUUUUAAAAAAAUUAUAUAAUACAACUGUGGUUAUCUGCUUA